Staurois parvus is the source of this 442-nucleotide messenger RNA. Lineage: Eukaryota; Metazoa; Chordata; Amphibia; Anura; Ranidae. The record is from the annotation of a GenBank genome assembly.
UGUCACAGCACUGCAUCAAUAUUGAUUUUCAGUCAUGUGAUCAGCUGUGUCCAAUCACAGCUGAUCACAUAGCACUGAUGAUCAGUGUGCCCUGAUGAUCAGUGUGGCCCCAGAAGUGCCACCUGCCAGUGCCCAUCAGUGCCACAUCAAUGCCACAUAUCAGUGCCUACCCGUGCACAUCAGUGCCCAUCUGAGCUGCCUUUCAGUGUCACCUAUCAGUGCCAGUCAGUGCCGCCUAUCAGUGCCCAUCAGUGCCACCUAUCAGUGCACAUCAGUGCCACCUAACAGUGCCAGUCAGUGCUGCCUAUCAGUGCCAUAUAUCAGUGCUGCCUUUCAGUGCCCAUCAGUGAUGCCUGUCAAUGCCCAUCAGUGCCACCUACCAGUGCCUCCUCAUCAGUGCCCAUCAGUGCCACCUAUCAGUGUCCAUCAGUGCAUCUUAUCA